Messenger RNA from Morchella importuna, 417 nucleotides. RefSeq lists its product as uncharacterized. The record is from RefSeq and is a predicted model, not a curated record. The transcript is spliced from 3 exons. Bases 1 to 417 code for a protein of 138 amino acids. NCBI's taxonomy places the organism in Eukaryota, Fungi, Ascomycota, Pezizomycetes, Pezizales, Morchellaceae.
AUGGCCAACCUCUCCGACGAAGACUCCCAAAUGCACGACUCCCCCUCCUCCACGCCGUCCACACCACCACUCUCGCAGCCGCAGCCGCAGCCGCACACGCACACGCACACGCACACGCACACGCACAACCUCGUCAACCCCGCCGAGCACCUGUCGCUGCACUCGCCGCCCGACUCGCAGGGCCACCCGCAGACUUCUUCGCAGGGGGCUCAGGCGGGCAGAUGGGGCAGGGAUCUUCGCAGGCUCAGAUGGGGAUGGGGGGGAUGGGGCAGGUGGUGCCGAGCUGGGCGACGAAGCGCGCGGUGGAGGACGCGGAGACGGCGAGGGAGAAGGUGGUGGAUGGGAAGUUUACGUUGCGUUGGGUCGGGGAUGAUUAUGAUGAGAGUGAUAUGUUCAAGACGGACUAAGACGGACUAG